Molecule: messenger RNA, 2302 nt
Organism: Clarias gariepinus (North African catfish)
Lineage: Eukaryota; Metazoa; Chordata; Actinopteri; Siluriformes; Clariidae
Gene: ca2
Product: carbonic anhydrase II
Exons: 7
Coding region: 193-975 (260 amino acids)
Biological process (GO): carbon dioxide transport
Cellular component (GO): cytoplasm
Molecular function (GO): carbonate dehydratase activity; zinc ion binding
Source: RefSeq, a predicted model, not a curated record
CUCCUCCUCUUACUGAUUUUUGCUUGCUUUGCGUGUGUGUGUGUGUGUGUGUGUGUGUGUGUGAGGGGGAUCACGGAGUGGUGUGUAGCGGCUCGCUAUAUAAACCGCGGCGGUCCGCUCUCAGUCACUCCGCUUUACGCGCUCGAGGCAUUUACGCAAGCCGAGCCACUUCAAUCCGGUUUAAGUGUGACAAUGCCUCACGACUGGGGAUACGGAGCAGAUAACGGACCAGACACAUGGCACGAGAAGUUUCCGAUAGCUAAUGGACCCCGCCAAUCUCCCAUCGACAUUGUGACUAGUGAGGCUGAAUAUGACCCUAAGCUCAGGCCACUUAAACUGCAUUAUGAUCCAUCUGUCUCCCUGGACAUCAUUAACAAUGGCCACUCCGUCCAGGUCACCUUCGCAGAUGACAAGGACGCAUCAACUCUGACGGGAGGACCCAUAACCGGCACAUACAGACUUAAACAGUUCCAUUUUCACUGGGGAUCUAGAGAUAAUAAAGGCUCAGAGCACACAGUUGAUGGAAAAAUGUACCCUGCUGAACUUCAUCUAGUUCACUGGAACACCACAUAUCCCAAUUUUGGAGAAGCUGCUAGCAAGUCCGAUGGCCUUGCUGUGGUUGGAGUUUUCUUGGAGAUUGGUGAUGAAAACCCUCGACUCCAGAAGCUUCUUGAUGUACUGGAUGCCAUUAAAGCAAAGGCAACACAGACUCAAUUUGCAGACUUUGACCCCACUAUGCUGCUGCCUAGCGCUCUGGACUACUGGACAUAUGAUGGCUCCUUGACCACACCCCCACUGCUCGAGAGUGUCACAUGGAUUGUCUGCAAGAAGUCAAUCAGUGCCAGCUCCGCACAGAUGGAGAAAUUCCGAGGCCUGCUCUUCUCGGCGGAGGGGGACCCCGAGUGUCAUAUGGUGGAUAACUUCCGCCCACCACAGCCUCUGAAAGAUCGUAAAGUCCGUACAUCUUCUCAAUGAGCUGCUCCUGGAUUCUUAAUCCUGAUCCCGACCCCUGCAAAACAAUGUUUUAUUUUUACAUAAUAUAUAGAAUAAUAUUUCCCUGCUAUCUGGGAAGAGCACUACUGAGAUUAGCUUUUUCUGCGCUCCACUUUUUAUAUAUGAAAGAAAAAGAUGAAUUUGUAUCUGUGUAUUGUGGGUAUGGUGCUGGGCCUAUCAUAAUCAUGAUGUGUCAAAAACACAAGCAAACCAUGCAAGUCCAGCUCCAUGCUGUAGGAAUAUAUUACUGUAUAAAGAGAAAAGAGUUUUUCAGUGAAGUGGCCCCUCUGUCAUGGUUACCACCAGUAACCUCCAUCUCUCUGCCUGCUUCAGGAUCAUGGCAGCUUAGCAAAAUCCCCCACAAGAUCCCCUAAAUCAUUUCUCUUCGCAGACAUACCAUACUGUGCAAGACAUUCGGUCAUGCAGCUGGCUACGGAAAUCACUGAUCUGAGUAUCCUGGAGAGCUUGAUACAGUUGUUUGUCAUCUUGAUCUAAUACUUGAUAUGGUCAGAAUAAUGAAUCGCAUUUGAAAGAUUUUCUGUAACACUGAUUUAAAAAGUAAUAAUUUAAAUCAAAGUUCUCUUUUCUAUGCAGUAGAUUAAAACAGGCAAAAUGUCUAUAAAAUGUGUUGCCUGAAACAUUUGCACAGAACUGUAUGUGUGUCAUGGUAUCGUACCUACACUGAGAAACACACUCGUAUGAUAUCUGCACAACAGACUCCCUCAGAGAAGUGUGGUGGGUUAUGCUUGAAUAUGAAAUCUUAACAAAAUAAUAGUUUUGCAUUUCAUGUCUCUUAGAGAUUAGAAUGAACUGUGAUCCUUGUGUGUGACGAUGUAUGUGGUGUGUGUUCGCUUUUUCCUGAAAGAGAUAUAAUAAACACAUAGUUGCUGCUGAGCUAUUUCAAUGAAGGGCUAAUGCAAUCAAAUAUGCAGAGUAUUUUACUACACAUUACAGUCAGCUCUCUGGAACAUCUUCAUUCUGCAAAAUAUAAAGUUUUUAAGGUUUCCUUCCUUUUCUCAUUUUGUCGCUUUAAAUCAUGGGACCAGAGAUUUUGUGGUGUUUAUUUGAAACUGAAAGUGUCAGAUGUGUUCAUUUAAAUUAGAUUUAGACUAUAUGUGACAUACUACUGUUUAGAAUAUGUUAGAUUAUAUCACAUAAUGCUUAAUUCUAAAUAAGUUAUUAGGAGAUUUUAAUUAAAAAGAUAUGCAAAAUAAUGUUUUAAUGUCUGUUAUUGUGUAUUAAAUGCGACAGCUAAUUUAUAUUAAACUGUUUAAUUUAUUUGUAUAUUAAUUAAAAUUUUUAAAUAAAG